Molecule: messenger RNA, 579 nt
Organism: Verticillium dahliae VdLs.17
Lineage: Eukaryota; Fungi; Ascomycota; Sordariomycetes; Glomerellales; Plectosphaerellaceae
Product: rRNA-processing protein FCF1
Exons: 4
Coding region: 1-579 (192 amino acids)
Cellular component (GO): nucleolus; small-subunit processome
Source: RefSeq, a predicted model, not a curated record
AUGGGUGUCCAGAAGAAGACCCGCAAGUUCGCCGAGGUCAAGCGCGUCAUCGGCAAAAACGAUGCCCGUCGCAAGGAGAACCUCGCAAAAGCCGAAGCCCUCGCCAAGGCCGAGAAGGCCAAAAAGGCCGGCCCCGACGGCGAGCUCGUCCGCGCCGUGCCCCAGAUGCCCUCGCAGAUGUUCUUCGCCGCCAACACGUCCCUCGUGCCCCCCUACAGCGUCCUCGUCGACACGUCCUUCUUCAGCCGCACCGUCCAGAUGAAGCUGCCGCUGCUCGAGACCAUGAUGGACUGCCUCUACGCCACCUGCACGCCCAUCGUCACCGACUGCGUCAUGGCCGAGUUGUCCAAGCUGGGCCCCAAGUUUAGGCUCGCUAUGCGCGUCGCAAGGGACGAGAGGUGGGAGAAGGCGAGGUAUGACUGCAUCGUGGACAAGGUCCAGAAGGACAGAAUUUACAUUGUCGCAACACAGGAUAAGGGUCUGCAGUCUCGCAUCAGGAAAAUCCCUGGUGUGCCCAUCCUCAAGGUUACAAGAGGAAAAUACAUUAUCGAGAGGCUACCGGGUGCACCGGACUCAUAG